This is a messenger RNA of Neurospora tetraspora, 2161 nucleotides long. RefSeq lists its product as uncharacterized. The transcript has a single exon. NCBI's taxonomy places the organism in Eukaryota, Fungi, Ascomycota, Sordariomycetes, Sordariales, Sordariaceae. Bases 374 to 1954 code for a protein of 526 amino acids. The record is from RefSeq and is a predicted model, not a curated record.
AGCGACUUGUCCACAUUGACUACCUCCACGCUCGUCACGAUAUCUCAUCUUUACGAUUGAUCCACGUUCAGAGAGCGACUUACUUGCUAGUGUAGCUUUGCGGACUUUAUGAAAUACACACAGUUGGAAACUCUAUCGCUAUCUCUGUUAUAGACUCCAACGGCUCCUCCGGACUCCAUCAACCGUGACGACGACGACCCCGCUCCCACGAACCAGGGACACCUUGCCGAAACCUCCCACGUUUGGGAUAUAUGAUCUCGGUAUAUCGAUCCGGUAAAAAAAAUUAUCUAUAAGCAGCAAGAGGAGGACCAACAAAGAGGGAGUGUCAAGGUUGGGAGAGAACGGCCAGCACUGGCCAUAGUGCUAGCUGAGGAUGUCUAUCUGCGUCGCCAUCCAGUCGGCCUUGUUCUACUACCUCGCCUGCACCCCAUGUCUCCAGCUUCGUCAUGAACACCGGACACACAAAAAGGCAAAGAAGGAGCGGAAGGAAAAGGCACGAAUCAUCGCCGAGCAGCCGCACCUAUAUCGCCAUCCGGACCCCUAUAAUACGAACCCCUACUGGGCCGAGGAGAUUCGCAUGGGACCAUGUCUACCCAAGAAGAACAAACCGAACGAUGCCAGCAAGAGUCAGAGCCAGAGGGGCUUGAUGUGGGAAAGUCGAGAUGGAGUGAGCUUAGCAACUGGGAGUACGCAUGCGAUCAGCAUGGCGCGGCCGACGACAGCGACGCCAAUAACACCAACAACGGAGGAAUCCAACAAUAAGCCUAUUGGUUUCGUCCACCCCCCACUCGCAGACGUAGCAGCAGACCUAGCAACAGACGCGGAGACGGAAACUGUUAGGCCAGAUACAAGGGGGCCGUCUCCUACUUCCGGAAUUCCAGAACAGCAUGACGAUGCCGUCAGUGCCGUACUGAGCAAGACGGCUUCCGCAACAACAGUCGGUACCGACUGGAACAUGAAGCGGUAUCAGCGCGAGGAUGAGGAACUCUGGGGCUACGAUGAUGAGUCCAUCAGGACAAGUUAUAAGCUUAUGGACGCCAUCAAGCAGGCUGGAUCGAGCGCUGGCCGCUAUGUCGAAUCCAAGCUGGGGCUCGAGAAGCAGGUGACGGAUGAGGAUAGAUACAACUUUUACUCCUCCACCAAGAACCCGCCCGUCAACGACUACCAUCCUCCGGUCGUCAGCAGCAAGCCGUCGCACAAGAACGCGCGUGCCUGGAUGUUGCAGCCCCCACCUCCCGCCAAGGUGAUGGAAGGCAAGGUCCCUGUUAGCAGGAGCGCCAGCAUGACGAGCGUUCAGUCCAGGUGGACGAUGGGCAGCAGCAUGUCUACGGAAGCACGGCCAUCGCUGGGGAGAAUUGUCGGUGACAAGGCUCUCGAGGCUAAGAUUCAGCAGCGAACUGCCAACGGGGAUGGAUAUCUGGACCCGGAGUUGUAUUCGGUUGCCUCGACCAUGUCCCGGGCGAGAUCUAAGAGAGCCACCAACGGUUCAAUGGCACGGAGAACCAGCAGUCGCCUUACGACCAGAAGCCAGGACCUGUCUGCGGGCUCUGACGGUUCCGACGAGGAUAACGCAAGCACCAAAGCACCGAAGAGACGGACCACACGGAGACGUAGCAACCGCAACGUCAUCACCCCCGAUAGCGAUGAGAACGAGGAGGAGGACGCCUACAUCUCCAGGAGCCUGGAGUCGCUAAGCAGCAGCCACUUCCCUCCCCACGCCGCCCAGAGGCCCAAGCUCCCCACCAUCAAGAGCGCCGAUGAUGCUCGUCUCGCUUCGGAGGAUAAGACGCUGUCUUCGUCAUCGAAGGUCAGGCCCACCAGCAGAUCCAGCACCAAGCUCGUCCUGCAAGACGCGACCAACUCGUCGAGCUCCGUGUCUUCUUCCUCUAAUAAGUUGAACCAGAAGGAGCGCAUGAUUGGCUCCAUUGAUAGCGGUCUUGCUAUGCAUGCGUAAUCGGGCCUCAAAGGUCUAUAUGCAUGUCGGAGAGCGAUAUUGUAAGGUGGGGCAGCGAUGGACGGACGAACAUUCAUCUUGCCACGGUUCUCUGUCGUUGCUGUUGCCGUUGUCAUCCAAAAACAAAAGCAUUGCGUCUCAUUUGUGUGUUUCCUGUCCCGUUAUCCCAAACGCACGCUCGCACGUACGCACAUACGCCUUCAUAGA